AUGAUAAAAUCAAUUAGUAAAAUAUUUUUCCAAGUCUAAUAAAGCUCGUAGAAGACAAAUAAUGCAUUUAAAUGCAACCUGAAAGGAUUUGUUCAACAGAAUUAUUUAGAUUAUAUUCAUCAAACUAUUGAUUUUGAUUCAACUUUAUAGAAUAUUUUCAAUGAUCAAAAAGGAUAAUUGGAGUUUAAGAAUUAUCUCAAAAAAGAGAUUUUCAAUAAUCCUGAUUAAUUACGAGUAAAUCUAGAAUGUAUAUAUUAAUAAUGGGAUACUUAAUCAAAAGUAUAAUUAAAAAGAGUAGAAGUUUUCAGAUUAAUUAUGUUAAUGUAUCUAGGCUUAUUAGAGCGAGAUUUCUCCUAAGGUGGAUUUUAUCUAAUUGAUAUGGUUCAUAUAAAAUUUUCUAAUAAUUAUCUUUCUGAAUAGAAAUUAAAAUGUAUUUAGCACUAUAUAAAAACUUUUUAUUUAAAUUAAAAUGCUAUUGGAGAUUAACAAAUAGUUUUUUCAAAGAACUCAGUUAAUAAGGAAGAAUUCAAGAAAAAAUUAUAAGAAAAUAGUAAUUAAACUAUUAAUUUUGAAUUUACUUAAUUGAAAAAUGAAGAUCACAACAAUUCUACUGUUGUAGAUUUUGCUGAUGAAAAUAUUGGAGGUCUUGUUCUUGAUACUUGGAAUUGUGCAUAAGAAGAAGUAAAAUUAAAUAAUAAAUUAAGAUUAUUAUGCUCAUAUUCCCUGAAGCAAUUGCUUGUAUGAUUUUCAUCCCAAAAAUGAAAGAAACAGAAGCAGUAUUAAUUGAAAAUUUGAAAAAAUAUAGCAAUUAUACUGGGUAUGAAUAAUCCUUUCAUAGUUUCCCUUCUAUGGAUCUAUAAGAGAGUUAUAAUGUGCUUGUAUAUCUCAUAUUAUUAAUAAAAGUCAAUUGAUGCUAAGCCAUUUUAUGGUGAAAACUAAUUUACAGAAGAAAAUAUCUAUCGAGAAUUAUUAAAGUGUUAUUCAGGGUUUGAAUUAUCCUUGAAAAAUUAACCUAAUUGUGAUAUUUCUACAGGAAGAUGGGGUUGUGGAAUUUUUGGAGGCAAUAUUUAUUUAAAAACAUUGAUUUAAUUUUUAAGCUAUGCUAUUGCAAUUAAAUAAGUUUAACAAUCAAAUUAAAAAAUUAUUAUUAAUUGUGUUAAUGAUUAAUAAUUAUAUAAAUUUGGAACAUAGUUAAAGGGAUUAUUAGAAUAAUAAGGAACUUAACUUAAUUUAAUUAAUUUAAAGGAAUCAAUAUUAUUUUUAUAAAAUAGAAAUAAUGAAAAGAUGUUAUAAAAUGAUAAUAAAAAUAUUAUUAAUUAAUUAUUUGCAAUUUUAACAAAAGAUAAUAAUGAAUCUAAUAAAGUUAAUAAAGAAUAAAUUCAAAAUGAUUUCAAAAUAAAAAAUAAUAGAGAAAAUUAAUAAUAAUAAUAGAAAAAUGUAAAUAAAAUAAUUAUUGGAUCAAAAAUUGUUCUAGCUUGUAGUAUCGCAGCCUAUGCUUAUAAAACGUUUUUUAAAUGA
Molecule: messenger RNA, 1518 nt
Organism: Paramecium primaurelia
Lineage: Eukaryota; Ciliophora; Oligohymenophorea; Peniculida; Parameciidae
Source: the annotation of a GenBank genome assembly